This is a messenger RNA of Scaptodrosophila lebanonensis, 2298 nucleotides long. RefSeq names its product glycosyltransferase-like domain-containing protein 1-like. Gene Ontology annotation, molecular function: glycosyltransferase activity. The transcript is spliced from 4 exons. The coding region runs from base 173 to 1306 and encodes 377 amino acids. The record is from RefSeq and is a predicted model, not a curated record. Lineage: Eukaryota; Metazoa; Arthropoda; Insecta; Diptera; Drosophilidae.
GCAUUGUUGUUUAACACUGCUCGAUUAGAUGGGUCCAAUUGGACCUUUUUAUAUUUCCAAUACCAACAAUAAUAAUAUUUCAGAAAACAUGUGCUAACAAUAAAGUUAAAGUUGACGACUUUCUUCAAAUUGCGCCUUUGCAACGUGAUGCGGCAUUUAAAAUAACCACAAAAUGUGCGCUGUCAGAGACAUGUCUGCCAAGCCGCCUAUAUUAAUUAUUGAGCCAUUCUAUGGUGGCAGCCACAAGCAGCUCAUAGACACCUUGGUGGAAUGUCUCAAUUUGGCCGACUAUGAAAUCUUCAGUCUUCCUGCAAAGAAAUGGCACUGGCGGGCGCGCACAUCUGCCCUUUAUUUCUCACAGCUGAUACCGCCGGAACAUGAGUACAAAGUGCUCUUCACAAGCUCUGUGCUCAACCUAGCCGAACUGUUGGGCGUGCGUCCCGAUCUGGUAACGUGUCGCAAAAUAGUCUACUUUCAUGAAAAUCAACUUGUGUAUCCAGUGCGCGAGGUUAAGGAACGCGAUUGUCAGUACGGACUAAACCAGAUACUCACAUGUUUGGCGGCCGACAUUGUGCUCUUCAAUUCGAAUUUUAAUCGCACGUCCUUCCUGGAUAAUGUGCAGCCAUUUCUUAACAUACAGCCGGACAUCAAACUUAAGCAUAUACGGGAGCGAAUCGAAAAGAAAUGCGAGGUGCUUUAUUAUCCCAUCAAAUUCCAUGCCUUCCCCAAUAAGCGACACAUCAUGGAUGCGGACAUGAAUGCGGGCAUACAUGAAGAGCCCAACUGCUUGCAUUUGAUUUGGCCACAUCGUUGGGAGCACGACAAGAAUCCCAAACUGCUGGUGGAGGUGUUGCUUGAAUUAAAGAAGCGACAAGUGGACUUCAAGGUGACAAUCUGUGGCGAGAGUUUUCAGGCUGUGCCAGAAGCAUUCGAAGGCAUACAGGAAAAGUUGGGCACCAAGCUAAUCAAUUUCGGUUAUCUAACACGUGAGAAAUACAUAAAGACGUUGCUCACGGGAGAUGUGGUUAUUUCGACGGCCGGCCAUGAAUUCUAUGGCGUGGCCAUGCUAGAAGCCACCUAUUGCGGCUGCAUGCCUAUUGCCCCCAACAAACUGGUCUAUCCGGAAAUCUAUCCAAAGGAGAAUCUGUACAAUACAUCAAAUUCAUUAAUCAAAAUGCUCUACAACUGGUGCCGUAAUCCUGAAGUCUUUCGAAAGCAUCGCGAUAAGUUUUUCGACUAUUUUACAUUUGAUCGGUAUUCGGCGCAACAUUUGGUGCCCAAGUAUUUGGACAAAAUGCGCAUAUAGUUCGAAUCCAUCAGCAUCCGUAUAAAAUAAGUUUCAUGCAUAUACCGAAUUCCGAUUUCACGUUCAGAAUGUCGAUAUAAUAACUAGCUUUUAUACAAAAUGAAUUGUUGUUAAUUAGGACUACUUGUUUUUAGAUAUCGAAAAUGGAAGCGGAAUUCGGAUAAUGCACAAACGUGGUAAAGGCGAUAAUUCCAGUUGCUGUUCUGUGCAAUAAGCGCGAAUUUAGGUUGUAAGAGGAAGGAAAGCGUCCAGCGACAAGCAUAACUGACCAAUUUAUGAUAUAGUUGAUACAUAUAUACAUAUACUUUGUAUAUAACGCGUGCUACAUAUGUACAUAUGUACAUGCCAGGCAGCAUAGAUAAAGAGUACUCUUUAUAUUCAUAAAUAUAUACAUAUAUUAGUACAUAUAGUGUUAUAGUGGCCCCUGUUUGCCCCAGAAUCAAAUGUGCAAUAGAUUACGUCUAUACACAUCAGGAAUAUAGUGCCCAUACAUGCAAGAUACAUAUUAUGUAUAGUAUGCAUGUAUAAUGUUUUAUUGGCCGUAUCUUAUAUAACACAACGCUUACAAUUACAUGCAUGCAUACACAUGUAUCUACAUAUAUAAACAAUUGCGAUUUUUCCGGGCUUUAUAUAAAAUAGGCCCCAUAUUGAAACUGACACUGAUUUGAUUCUUUAUUCAUUCAAUUUUUGCAAAAUGUAACUUUAGUUAACAGUCCCUUUUCAAUUGCUAGUUAAUUGUUGCAAUGUUUUUUACUCAAUAGUUAUUAAUGUAAGAGAACCAGAAGCCAUGAAUCUGAAGCCCUUAGCUGAUGAAUGCGUUUGUUAUCUGAAACACCACAGCAUUGUGCCGUUGGUUGCAUUUCGUUUUCGAAACAUCUAUAAUGUUGAACAUAAUGCCAUUAGUGAUGAAUGCCUUUGUAAGGAAUUUUUAGCUAUUACCCAUUUUAAUAUUUUCUACUUUAUACUUUAAAAUAGACAUAACAAAAUAACAA